CCGCGUAGAGAGAGAAACCCCGAGAGAGGGAGAGGAGGAGGAGGAGGAGGGGAGAGGGGGAGGGGGGCGAUGUCGGAUUUGGACCGUCAGAUCGAGCAGCUGAAGCGAUGCGAGCCGUUGAAGGAGUCGGAGGUGAAGGCGCUGUGCCUCAAGGCCAUGGAGAUCCUCGUCGAGGAGAGCAACGUCCAACGCGUCGACGCCCCCGUCACCAUAUGCGGAGAUAUCCAUGGACAAUUCUACGACAUGAAAGAGUUGUUCAAAGUUGGAGGUGACUGUCCAAAGACAAACUACUUGUUUCUUGGCGAUUUUGUCGAUCGAGGGUUUUAUUCUGUUGAAACGUUUCUACUGCUGCUUGCUUUGAAGGUUAGAUAUCCAGACCGUAUAACCCUCAUUCGGGGAAACCAUGAAAGCAGACAGAUUACACAGGUUUAUGGAUUCUAUGAUGAGUGCCUUCGCAAGUAUGGCUCUGUUAAUGUCUGGAGAUAUUGCACAGAUAUAUUCGACUAUCUAAGUUUGUCAGCACUUAUUGAAAACAAAAUUUUUAGCGUCCAUGGAGGUCUCUCUCCUGCCAUCACAACAUUAGAUCAGAUCAGAACAAUAGAUCGGAAGCAAGAAGUACCCCAUGAUGGGGCCAUGUGUGACCUCCUAUGGUCUGAUCCAGAAGAUGUGGUUGAUGGUUGGGGCUUAAGCCCUCGAGGCGCUGGGUUUCUUUUUGGUGGGAACGUAGUUACCUCUUUUAACCGCUCGAACAACAUCGAUUACAUAUGCCGGGCUCAUCAGCUAGUUAUGGAGGGGUAUAAGUGGAUGUUCAAUGACCAGAUUGUUACUGUCUGGUCUGCUCCAAACUACUGCUACAGGUGUGGUAAUGUGGCUGCUAUUCUUGAACUGGAUGAGAACCUGGAGAAGAAGUUCCGCGUGUUUGAAGCUGCACCACAUGAGUCAAGAGGUGUUCCUGCGAAGAAGCCCGCGCCCGAUUACUUCCUCUAAGACCUACUGAGCAUGCAAGACCUUUUCUUUCUAUUCACCUUACUCUGCUUAAACGCGGCGGUACACGAGCUCAUUAUAUUCUUGCUUAGGCUGGAGGAAUUACUCCUGGGCCAACAGCUUAUUCGAAUCAGUUCAGCACACACGCCUGCGUGAGUGCGUCAGCUUUUCCUUUCUUUGAUUGGAAAUAUAUGCAUACUUCUAUAGCUCCCAUUGCAUGCUACUAAGCAUGUUUGCAAAGUAAAAAAAAAAAAGAGGGUGGGGAAAUUGUAUUACGAGGGAGCAACAAAGCUGUGCAUGUUGUAAAGGUUUUGACUUGGCCUCUUCUCUGAUUAUUUGGAUAGUAGUAAGAGGAUGUUUGAGAAUGGUAAUUGGUAUGUUGAGAUUGCUCAUGAGGAGGAUUACUCAUACUCUUUUUGAUCUUUGUAGAGUAAACUGCAGAGUUGGUUUGAACCUAAUGGUUGGUAUGUGCUGCACUGUGGUCUUGUGGAGAACCCCUUGAUUUUCGGCGCCGUUUGAGAUUACACCAAAAAAUGACUUGUUUUUUGGUGCGCAUGCUGCGAGAUUGUGCUGUUCAGGUGGUUUUAUGUUGUUUUUAAAGUUUAAGACUCUGAUCUCUAAUUGCCGUAGAGCUUCAGGUGGUUCUGAAGCAGUUUUCUCAAGAUCUUGCCAGAGUAAGGAUAGAUACAAAUUUAAAGUUUAAAUUUGUGCAGUAUGAAUUUUGGUUUUAAUUUGGAUUGCAAAUUUGAGCUUUAUUAACA
Ananas comosus (pineapple) is the source of this 1745-nucleotide messenger RNA. RefSeq names its product serine/threonine-protein phosphatase PP-X isozyme 2. Gene Ontology annotation, biological process: double-strand break repair via homologous recombination; peptidyl-serine dephosphorylation. Lineage: Eukaryota; Viridiplantae; Streptophyta; Magnoliopsida; Poales; Bromeliaceae. Gene Ontology annotation, molecular function: protein serine/threonine phosphatase activity. The transcript is spliced from 8 exons. Gene Ontology annotation, cellular component: nucleus; cytoplasm. The coding region runs from base 70 to 987 and encodes 305 amino acids. The record is from RefSeq and is a predicted model, not a curated record.